Molecule: messenger RNA, 897 nt
Organism: Alnus glutinosa
Lineage: Eukaryota; Viridiplantae; Streptophyta; Magnoliopsida; Fagales; Betulaceae
Product: jacalin-related lectin 19
Exons: 2
Coding region: 128-697 (189 amino acids)
Molecular function (GO): carbohydrate binding
Source: RefSeq, a predicted model, not a curated record
UCUCCAAGUAUGCUGUCCCAGACAACUAGCUAUAGAUUAUGCUGGGGCUCCCGCCAUAGUUAAAGGGGUGGAGGGAGAGGUUGUUGGUUCAGUCGUGGCUGAGUUGUUUUUACCUAGAACAGAAGAAAUGGAAAGUGGAAAGGAUCGUGGAAAUGGGAAAAAGAAGAGCAUAAUAUUGCUGGGACCAUGGGGUGGAAAUGGUGGGACCAGCUGGGACGAUGGGGUGAGAGAAAUCACGCUUGUUUAUGACCGUUGCAUCGACUCAAUCCGUGUGGUCUAUGAUAAGAAUGGGAAGCCCGUCACAGCGGAAAAGCAUGGAGGAAUUGGAGGCAAUCAAACGGCUGAGAUUAAGCUGCAGUGCCCAGAGGAGUUCCUAACGAGUGUGAGUGGCCACUAUUGUCCAGUGGUGCAUGGCGGCGGCCCGGUGAUCCGAUCACUCACACUCAAGAGCAACAGAAGAACAUUUGGGCCUUACGGAGUCGAAGAAGGGACGCCGUUCACAUUUUCAAUGGACGGAGGAAUAAUCGUGGGCCUCAACGGAAGAAGCGGUUGGCACCUGGACGCAAUCGGAUUCCGUUUAUCCCGUGUCCAAACAACAAAACUCUUUCAAAGGUUUCAAAAGGGUCUUAAAAAGCUCACAAGCACUGUUUCAAAACCUUAUGCCUCCGUGGACGGUGAAAAUAAAGCUAACACCUAAUUAAAGUGCCGGCAAUGCUAGCUCAUGCUUAAAAUAAAUAAAUUAUAAUAUAAUUCUAUCUUGUACACUAGCUACUUAAUGUGUUUUAUUAUAUCAACUACUUUUAUUUGUAUUAAAAUGAAUGGAUAUAAUUGUUAUAAUAUAAUUUAAAUGAUUAAAUCAAUCAUAUUUUUGCAUUUUGCGAUGUUUUCCUGUUUUAA